Rattus norvegicus (Norway rat) is the source of this 1680-nucleotide messenger RNA. RefSeq lists its product as uncharacterized. The record is from RefSeq and is a predicted model, not a curated record. Lineage: Eukaryota; Metazoa; Chordata; Mammalia; Rodentia; Muridae.
GAGAGAAACAUCUAGCUUUGAAAUAGAGGUUGCCAAAUGGUAUUCCCAGUGACACAUGAGAGACUGGAGGAAUGGGUCUCCACAGAAAUUCAUCACUUUGGAGAGAGUUGGUUAGUAGGUAGGCCAUAGAACUUUCCAUUGACAUCAUCAGUAAGCCCCUCACUGGACAAUCUUUUGUAUCUAAGAGAUCCCUAGAAUCUUCUGUGAUGUCACCAGUGUUGUGGUGACACCAACUGCCUUUGAGAUAUUCCUUCAGUUCCCUUUGGGUUCACAAGCAGGCAUGUUUCGCCAGCUGCUCAGGCUAUUUCGGAAGGAAAGUGUUGAUCAAGGAGAGACCGCACCAGGUCAGAGGGAAGCUGACCCCCUCUCUAGUGAAACAGGAAGGAGGAAAUCAUUCUUGGGAAGGCUUGGUUUUGAUAGGAAGGCAUCAUCCCAAAGUGUCAUCAGUAAGCAAGAGGAGCUUCUAAUGGAACUGGAGGAGCUCAAAUUUGAAAUCAAGAAGUGUCAAUUUGAGAGGAAUGAACUUUAUCAAAUCCUGGACCUUUAUAUCUAUGAUGAGUGGGACCACAGGCUGGAUGUCGAAUUGCCAGUCCUUCAGUCCGAACAUGAGAUGAAAAUGAUGGCUAUGCAAAUGAUGACCAACUCAAUAAGUGAUGCCAUGGAGAGGUACAAGGAGCACAUACAAGUGAACAGUUCCUACCGCAUCAGGCACUCCCAGCUCCUGCGUGAACAAACUCAAUUGAAGAACAAUAUACAGAUUUUGCUGAAUGAGAAGAGAAAACUGCUGGUGGAGCAGACUGAACUGCCAGCAUCCUCUGUGGAGGCAAAGAGGCUCUGUGAAGAGGCCAGAAUGAACAUCUGUGACCCCAGUGCCAAGCAACAGCAGGUCUGAAAUUAUCCAGCAGAAACUCGAACAUGACACAGACCAGGACAAGAUCUCCCUUGGAGAGAAGAGCUACAGGAGGAGAACUAAGUAUGCACAGCAAAUACACCACUAUUGCAUCUCACCUGUAAUGUCCAUAGCAAUUGUGGACUGCAUUUUCCUCCUUUAGUUUAACUUCUUUGGAUUGAAUAGGCCUUACUUUCACCCCAGCUCUCUCCAGCAAGUGUGCACUUUUAGAGGGACCCAGAGAAGUGUUGAUGCACAUCAAUCAAGAGCUGCUUGUCAUCCAGAAAGACUGUGCACGUGUAAAUUUGUACUUGUCCUGAUGGGUCAUCCAGAAGAGUUCCAUGGAGAUCAGUUCAAAUAUUGGAAAGUCUUUGAGACAAAGUCUGUAAUAUCAUUUAUACUCAGUAUUGGUAGGCUUUUACCUUAAUACCCCCACUCCAACGAAACAGACCUACUUCCACUUCUCUUGAAAAUAUUAUUACCAUCAGUAACUGCUUGUCUACUAUGUCUCCAAUGCAAGCCACAGGCUAUAAGUCUAUUCUGCAAAAGGAGCAGCAAACGAAUGCUUAGCGCAAUUCCUCUAUUUAAAGUUUGCUUCGGUUUUGGUUAAUUUGGUUAUUUGGUUUUCCUUCUAUUCAUUUGAAGAUUUGUUAUUAAUCUGUUGUUGUUGUUUUGUUCAUUUUGUUUUCUAUUUUGAUAAGGAUAUAGACUGUAUAUUUUGACUACCUGCAUCUGGUUACUAUCAAGUAAAUUGGAUGUAUUCUGGUGAAUAAAGGAGUAAUCUCAAACUC